AUGACAUUGCAAUAUCAUCUACCACAACGGAUCAUCAACUACAACAGUAUUCUCCUCAACCACAACACCAGCAACUUCGACUACAACAACAAAUGCCCCCUCAACCACAACAGCAGUCCCUUCAACUACGACAUUGGCUCAAUUUUCUUCAACAACAGUUGCCCCCUCAACUACGAUACCAGCAACAUCAUCUACAACAGUUGCCCCCUCAACUACAAUACCAGCAACAUCAACUUCAACACUUGCGUCCUCAACCACAACUCCAACAACAUCAACAGUUGCCCCCUCAACCACAAUAUCAGCAACAUCAACUACAACCGUUGUCCCAUCAACAACACCUGCAACUACAACUACAACAGUGCCCCAUCAACCACAAUCCCAGCAAUAUCAUCUAUUACAACGUAUGCUCCAUUGACCACAAUACAAGCAACAUCAACUACAACAGCAUUCCCCUCAACGACAACACCAGCAACAUCUACAACAGUUGCAUCCUCAACUACAACACCAACAACAUCAACAGUAUUCCCCUCAACCACAACUACAGCAACAUCAACAACAGUUGCCCCCUCAACCACAAUCCCAGCAAUAUCAUCUACCACAACGGAUGCUCCAUUGACCACAAUACCAGCAACAUCAACUACAACAGUAUUCUCCUCAACCACAACACCAGCAAAAUCUACAACAGUUGCAUCCUCAACUACAACAUCAACAGUUGCCCCCUCAACCACAACUACAGCAACAUCUACAACAGUUGCCCCCUCAACCACAACAGCAGUCCCUUUAACUAUGACAUUGGCUCAAUUUUCUUCAACAGUUGCCCCCUCAACUACAAUCUCAGCAAUAUCAUCUACCACAACGGAUGCUCAAUUGACCACAAUACCAGCAACAUCAACUACAACAGUUGUCCCAUCAACAACACCAGCAACUUCAACUACAACAGUUGCACCCUCAACUUCAACACCAGCAACAUCAACCAACAUCAACUACAACCGUUGUCCCAUCAACUACAACCGUUGUCCCAUCAACAACACCUGCAACUACAACUACAACAGUUGCCCCAUCAACCACAAUCCCAGCAAUAUCAUCUACUACAACGUAUGCUCCAUUGACCACAAUACAAGCAACAUCAACUACAACAGCAGUCCCCUCAACGACAACACCAGAGGCAGGUGGUCAGCACGGCUCAAACUGUCCCGCCUUAACGUGGAGCAGAGAAAGUGUGGCCUCUUCCUGCAUGUACCCCAGCAGUGA
This is a messenger RNA of Notolabrus celidotus (New Zealand spotty), 1251 nucleotides long. RefSeq lists its product as uncharacterized. NCBI's taxonomy places the organism in Eukaryota, Metazoa, Chordata, Actinopteri, Labriformes, Labridae. The transcript is spliced from 5 exons. The coding region runs from base 1 to 1251 and encodes 416 amino acids. The record is from RefSeq and is a predicted model, not a curated record.